This is a messenger RNA of Misgurnus anguillicaudatus (oriental weatherfish), 1607 nucleotides long. The record is from RefSeq and is a predicted model, not a curated record. NCBI's taxonomy places the organism in Eukaryota, Metazoa, Chordata, Actinopteri, Cypriniformes, Cobitidae.
AACAUUACAAAAACUACGUAUCCCAUCAUCCAUUGCGAACCCCGGAAGUUCGCAAUCCUUUUCCUGACCAAUCACAUGGGUUGCCCGUCACACUGAAGCGCAGUUUUGCGGGAACUUUGGAGACAGAGCUGUAACAAUCUACCGGUCACCCGCGAAAAGCCAUUCAGUGAAAUGCCACCCAAGGCCAAAGCAAAUGGAGAGAAAAAAACAAGAGCUCCACCUAAAAGGAAACUGGCUGAAGAUUUCCCACCUGGAGAAGUCCUGACAGAUAAUGCAAAGAAAAGAUGGAAGCUCGGGACGGCUGUUGGGAAAGGAGGUUUUGGCCUGCUGUAUCUCGCUAAUGAGGAUUCGUCUGGAUCUGUUGGAGCUGAUGCACCUUAUGUCAUUAAAGUGGAGCCAAGUGACAACGGUCCUCUGUUCUCUGAACUGAAGUUCUACAUGCGUGCUGCCAAGCCUGAUCUAAUUGUGGCUUGGAUGAAGUCAAGGAAAAUGGACUAUUUGGGAGUACCAAAAUAUUGGGGCUCUGGUUUUCAUGAGAAAGGUGGUAAGAGAUACAGAUUUAUGGUCAUGGAUCGAUUCGGAACUGAUCUACAAAAGAAGUUUGAGGGAAAUGGGAAGAAAUUUCCACGCAAACUGGUUCUUCAGCUGGGCCUCAGACUUCUUGAUAUUCUAGAGUACAUCCACGAACAUGAAUAUGUGCAUGCGGACGUCAAAGCCUCCAACCUCCUCCUGUCCUACACCAACCCCAAUCAGGUAUAUUUAGUAGAUUAUGGAUUGGCCUAUAGAUACUCGCCUGAAGGAGUGCUGAAAGAGUACAAAGAAGACCCAAAGAGAUGUCAUGACGGGACCAUUGAGUUUACUAGUAUCGAUGCUCACAAAGGAGUCUCCCCUUCAAGGAGAGCAGACCUUGAAAUCAUGGGCUACUGCAUGAUCCAGUGGCUUUGUGGCCGUCUACCAUGGGAGGACAAACUUCAGGACCCUGUUUAUGUCAGAGACUCUAAACUAAGGUGUAGAGACAAUAUCGAUGAGUUUGUGAAAAGCUGUUUCCCAGAAGAUAAACCAGUGGAACUGGCAAAGUUCAUGCAAGAGGUCAAGUCUAUUGGAUACAGUGACAAGCCCGAUUACGCAAAGUUUCGAGCUAUUUUGCAGCAAGGACUGAAGAGCAUAGGUGCGUCUGAUGACAAAAAGCUGGACUUCACACUGGCGGCCAAAGGCACAGGCCCUGCUCCUGUCAAGACUCCAAAGAGAAAGAAAGCAGAAGACAAAGAGCCAUCUAAUGAUGAAACUGAUGAAAGCCCUGUGAAGAAAAGACGAGCUCCUCCGAAAAAGGAAUCGAAUGCGGCGAAGAAGCCGGCGAGAACCGCAAAGCCACGUCCAACUAAAGAAAAAUCAGAGGCGACUUCUGAGCCUGUGGCAAAGAAAAGCAGAGGAAGGCCAAAGAAAAACUCUUAAUCCCCUUUCGAAAUCUAGUUGAAGUUUUUGUAUCUUUUUAAAUUUUAUGCUUUGUAUUUGUCCUUUAUGUUUGCAUUUUUCUUAAACUUUAACAGGAUGUUGGGCACACUUUCUUACAGUGAAAUAAUAAUAAAUAAGAAAAAAAUACUACCGUG